This is a messenger RNA of Diuraphis noxia (Russian wheat aphid), 3675 nucleotides long. RefSeq lists its product as uncharacterized. The record is from RefSeq and is a predicted model, not a curated record. Lineage: Eukaryota; Metazoa; Arthropoda; Insecta; Hemiptera; Aphididae.
AUGGCGGACGCUAUUUACAACGACGCAAAAUCGCGCAUUAUUCRCUGCGUUACCAAAUUGAAAUCCUUUGCCCAAGCUUCUAUUGAUUUCAAUAACGACCGUACAAACUCUGGUAAACGAGCCAAAAUUGCCAAAAUGAUUAGUGAGCUAGUUGCUCUUCGUAACGCAGUUGAGGAUGAUGUCCAACGAAUGGAAUCAGCCGUUAAUUCAAAAACAGCGCCUGUCGAGGUCACUGACCAUAGUGAAAGUCAAACUCUUAUUGCGUYAUUCGAUAGUCUCUAUUAUGAACUGGCUGCUUUCGCUGAUGUUCACAAAUUGACAAUGUUAUCCUCGAUGGACGCAACUGCUUCAUCAUUUUCAAAUCAAACCAGUGGYCAACAUCAAUUAUCCGCAUUUCAGUUACCUAAGCGUACAUUCCCUGUUUUUUCCGGUGAGAUGACCGAGUGGCAGGGAUUUGACGAUUUGUUUAACUCCAUACUAUCGCACGCUCCUGAACUGCCGGACGUUGAGCGGUUUGAAUUUCUGAAGAUGUCUCUUAAGGGUGAAGCGCUAUCACUUAUCUCCCAUCUCGCGUUAACGGCUACAAAUUACACUAGUGCGUGGAAAAUAUUGCGUUCUCGUUAUGGCAAUAAGCGUGAUCUUGCUCGUAUUCACCUAGAUGCUCUGCUCGCUAACCAGAUUGUUAAGUCCAAUGAUGGUUCCUCUAUUAAAACUCAGAUCAAUACGAUAUUAGAGAACACUGCUGCGUUGGACAAUCUUGACUUUGUAACGCGCCAGUGGAGUCCACUUCUGGUGCACAUCGUUGAAAAACACCUUAAUUAUGACCUUCGUGCUCGGUGGGAAUUGGUCGUUGGGGAGAAUCAUUAUCCUCAAAUUUCUGACUUUGUUGAUUUUUUGCGUACCCAUCUGCGGUCUGCGGCAAUUUAUUCCAGUUGUUCAUCAUCUGACCGACACAAUAGUGCAUUGAAACCGCACAAGUCAGUUAAGCAAACAAAGUUCAACCCUCGCUCUUCUUCAAGCGUUCUAGCCACCACUUCGAGUAAUUCUUCCGUCAAGCCGUGUCCACUGUGUAAUGCACCUCAUUCAAUAAGGUCAUGUACGCUAUUUACUGACAAGCCUCCAAAUGAACGCUUUCAUAUUGCAAAAACGCAUCGUUUGAGUAUAAAUUGUCUGGGGACAGGUCACUCCUCAGGGCGAUGCCCUUCAACCUAUACAUGUCAGUCAUGUAGGAAAAGUCAUCAUUCGCUGUUGCACUUUGAUCCUACUGCUAAUAAACCAAAUACCUUCGGAUCAGUAUCGUCAAAUACAUUAUCCACUAAGACGGCGGAGCCUGUGCCAAGGGCUGAGUCACAUGUUACUACUACCUCAUGUCUUGUUCGAGGACAACCUCAGCGCAUCGUUCUAUUGUCAACAGCAGUAGUGGACGUCUAUGCUGCUGAUGGACGGCGAAACGCGUUAAGAGCUUUAUUAGACUCUGGUUCACAAGCUAGUUUUAUCACAGAACGAGCUGCGUGUGCUCUUAUGCUUCGUCAAUUCCGAUCUUCUGUCAGCGUUACUACAUUUGCUAGUUCAGACUCUACCGUUGUUCGGGGCAAAUGCAAUAUUAAGAUGUCUCCCUCCGGUCAACAAGCACCCUCUUUUUCACUUGACGUAUCGAUAGUUCCACACAUAACUGGACCAACUCCUCAAACUCCGGUACCGUUUGGACACUGGGAUCACAUUAAUAGUCUCUCGCUGGCCGACCCAUCAUAUAAUACACCUGGCCCAAUUGACUUACUAAUCGGAGCUGAUCUCUUACCUUCAGUGUUCCUUGAUGGCACUCGAAAGGGUCAAGUGGGUGAACCUCUCGCAAUGAACUCCGUUUUUGGAUGGGUGCUCAUGGGCCCUACGGACCUUAAUGACCGCUCUUCUGUUGCCACACUUAGCGUAAAUAUAUCCGAACCCAUUGACUCGUUAAUUAAAAAAUUCUGGGAACUUGAAGAGCUCCCCACCGCAUGCCAUUUGAGUCCAGCUGACGUUGCUGCUGAGAAAAUAUAUACCACUACUACAACUCGCUUAAGUUCAGGUAGAUUUGUUGUCACUCUUCCGUUUCUGAAACCACGUCCACUACUUGGUGACUCAAAAACGUUAGCUUUGCAACGGUUCAAGGCCCUAGAAUGUCGUCUCAACCGCAACAAAGACCUGCAAGAUCAAUACGCCGAGUUCAUGCGCGACUAUCUGACGGCUGGUCAUAUAGAGUUGAUUCCAUCGUCUGAACAAGGCCAUCCGUUUCAUUAUUAUAUUCCACACCAUUGCGUGCUUAAACCCGAUAGCCUGACUACAAAGCUUAGGGUUGUAUUCAAUGCAUCUGCAAAAACGUCAGCCGGUAUAUCCUUAAACUACAGUAUGUACACAGGUCCCAAACUGCAACCUGACAUACAAGUUGUUCUCCUCCGUGCUCGACUUUGGAAAUACUUAUUUAUGGCUGACAUAAAGCAAAUGUAUCGCCAGAUUCUCAUCAGACCAACUGACAGAGAUUAUUUGCGGAUUCUGUGGAGAUUCUCGUCCACCUCUCCGAUUGACGAGUACCGGUUAUGUACAGUGACGUACGGCACCUCUGCAGCUCCCUUCCAAGCACUUCGCACUGUCCGCGAAUUAGCGACUGUAGAUGGUGCAAAAUGGCCGAUAGCUGCGUCUGUAUUGUUGAGUGACACGUUUGUUGAUGACAUCUUGACCGGAGCCAACUCAACAGAAACUGCUCUUGAAUGCCAGACCCAAUUAAUAAACUUGUGUGCUAUGGCGCAGUUUCAAUUGCGAAAGUGGGCCAGCAACAAUAGUCAACUUCUGCAAGUUGUCCCAGAAGAAGCCCGUGCCAUGUCACCAUCUGUCCUUUUCGACAGCAGUGACCAUUCCGACUUGAAGGUACUCGGGCUGAAGUGGGACCCGGUAGCUGAUAAUUUUUCUUUCAAGGCCAAACCGUCAGCAGUCAUUCCAACGAAGCGUACAGUCCUUUCAGACAUUGCUAAUAUUUUUGAUCCGUUAGGCUUGCUGUCGCCAAUUACAUUCUGGACCAAACAUGUCAUGCAGCAACUUUGGAUUGCUGGAAUCAAAUGGGAUGAAGAAAUACCAAAGGAUAUCGCUGUAAUGUGGACACUAUAUCAGUCAGAUCUGAUGUUAAUUGAAACCGUUUCUAUUCCUCGUCGAAUAACAUAUGAUGACGCCACAUCGAUACAACUCCACGCCUUCUCGGAUAGUUCGGAAAAAGGCUACGCUGCAGCCGUUUAUCUUCGAACCACGACUUCUACCUCAGUUCAUUGUCACCUUGUGACCGGCAAGUCGAAAGUGGCGCCUCUAAAACGGUCUACGAUUCCGCGACUUGAACUCUGUGGAGCUGUCUUAGCUGCCAGACUUCUACGGUUCGUCAUCGAUACCUAUUCAACUCGUCUCAAAAUCGAUAAAUUCCAUGCCUGGACAGAUUCAACGACCGCUUUAGCGUGGAUACAAUCAUCUCCUCAUCGUUGGGCUACGUUUGUUGCUAACCGCACUAGCCAAAUUCACGAACUUACGUCACCCGACAUUUGGAACCACGUCCCCACACAUCAAAAUCUAGUCGAUUGCACGUCUCGCGGACUCCGAACUUUCCGUCCGAACUUGCUACUCAUCCGUUGUGGUGGACAGGACCUGCAUACUUACUAG